AUGUGUAAAUCUUUGUUUAUUAUGGAUAUUGAGGAAGUUCAAUAUUUGUCUGAAAAUGAAUACGUUUCAAUUGUUCCAAAUUUCUCCCAUCCAGUAAUUCAUUUGAUCAAAGGUUCAGUAGGCCCAUUUCAACCGACUACACCUCUUAAUGUUCCGUUAUGGAUGGCUAUUCAUUUGAAAGAAUCUCAUCGAUGUCGAUUUAUCUGUCCUGAAUGGCUAACGUACGAUACAAUUUCAACUUUAUUAAAAGCGGAACAACAAAAUGAACAUUUUACCCCGAUGCCCAAUCGUUUUAUUUUCAUUCUUUCACAAACUAUAAUGUCUGUGGCGCUCGAAGACAUACCAAAUGGCGACAAUAUUCGAUUAAUCAUGAAAGAUUUAUGGGAUUUAAGAUUAGCUAAAUUACGUACAUCCAUUGAUAGUCUAAUUAAAAGUGGCGCACUCUAUGCGAAAGUAACGCACUUGACAACAGUGGAAAUAUGUUUAAUUCGAAAUUUUCUUAAAAUGGCACUUAAACAAAUUUAUCAAUUACAGCAAGUUAUACCAGAUGAAUGA
Messenger RNA from Didymodactylos carnosus, 555 nucleotides. The record is from the annotation of a GenBank genome assembly. NCBI's taxonomy places the organism in Eukaryota, Metazoa, Rotifera, Eurotatoria, Philodinida, Philodinidae.